AUGUAUCAGUUCGGUGCAUCGUCGAACAAGAGCAAGCGUACACUUCUCCUUGCUGCCCAGUUCCUACACGAGGAGCUGCCUGUCCGCCUUGCAAGGCGAGCGAGGGAGCUGAAACGUUUGCCCUUCGGCCUGGGAGAGAUGGUGUCAAUAAAAGGAGUGCGGAAGUUGUACGAGAGGAGCUUUUUCCGCAUCCGCAGGUUUCCGAAGCCGAGUACCACAGAGCUGGAGGAAAGGUUUACUGAAAUGCUCGAUGACAUCAAGACCGAGCAUAACAGUGUGCAAGCGAACAUCGCUCGAGGGCUGCAGGUGAGCGAUUGGAGUGACGUCUCUCGCUUCUUGUUAGUGCCCUUUGAUUUCGGGCAGUUCCUGGAUAGAUUCUAUCUUUCAAGAGUGGGCGUGAGAGUUUUGAUCGGUCAGCAUAUCAUGUUACACCAUCCUCAAGAAGGCUUCAUCGGUAUCAUCCAGAAAGAAUGCGUGCCCUCUGUCGUCUGCGAGCACGCUAUUGAAGAUGCCCGGGCCAUCUGCGAGAUGAGCUAUGGGAUAUCUCCUGAGGUUAUCCUAGAGGGGAACCUGGGGCUGAAGCUGAGCUACAUUCCCGAGCAUCUCCACUACAUCUUCUUCGAGCUGAUCAAGAACUCCAUGAGAGCUGUAACCGAGCGCUUUCGCGACAAGCCGGAGAAGAUGGAACCCAUCACUGUCGUCUUUGCUGAGGGCAGUGAAGACAUCGCCAUCAAAAUUUCGGACAAGGGAGGAGGAAUCCCGAGAUCAGGGAUGGACCGCCUCUGGACUUACACGUUCACAACUGCUGGGAACACGCUGGAGAAACUUCAGCAGCUCAAUACACCCGGCCGGCCGAUCAUGGCAGGUUUUGCUCACGGCCUGCCGCUGAGCCGAAUCCAUGCGAGGGCGUUUGGAGGAGAUCUGCACGUCAUGUCGAUGCAGGGGCAUGGAACAGACGUCUACAUUCAUCUCUGCAAACUCGGAGAUCGUGAAGUAUCAGUGCCGUAA
Molecule: messenger RNA, 1008 nt
Organism: Guillardia theta CCMP2712
Lineage: Eukaryota; Cryptophyceae; Pyrenomonadales; Geminigeraceae
Exons: 11
Coding region: 1-1008 (335 amino acids)
Biological process (GO): regulation of glucose metabolic process; protein phosphorylation
Cellular component (GO): mitochondrion
Molecular function (GO): pyruvate dehydrogenase (acetyl-transferring) kinase activity
Source: RefSeq, a predicted model, not a curated record